GCAGUAGUUUGCAGAGAAGCUGAAACACGGUAGUGUACCGUUGGGCAGGACCAGUAAGGAAUGAGCCAGCCUUGGGAAGGAGGACCUGCCAUCCUAGCUGGAGACAUCUGAAGAGAGGACAAUUUAGUCUUGUGGCAUGCUUCAGUAGAAAUUAUUCAGCAAAAGAUGGCUGGCUGUGGUGAAAUAGAUCAUUCGAUCAACAUGCUUCCCACAAAUAGGAAGACAAAUGAGUCGUGUGCUAACGCAGCACCUUCCCUGACAGUCCCCGAAUGUGCUAUCUGUCUGCAAACAUGUGUCCAUCCAGUAAGUCUGCCUUGUAAACAUGUUUUCUGCUAUCUGUGUGUGAAGGGAGCUUCUUGGCUUGGGAAGCGAUGUGCACUCUGCCGGCAGGAGAUUCCAGAGGAUUUUCUUGACAAGCCAACAUUAUUGUCACCAGAAGAACUCAAAGCGGCAAGCAGAGGCAAUGGAGAAUAUGCCUGGUACUAUGAAGGUAGAAAUGGUUGGUGGCAGUAUGAUGAACGUACCAGCAGAGAGCUGGAAGAUGCCUUUUCCAAGGGUAAAAAGAGCACCGAAAUGCUAAUCGCUGGGUUUUUAUAUGUAGCAGAUCUUGAAAAUAUGGUUCAGUAUAGGAGAAAUGAGCACGGACGCCGCAGAAAAAUAAAACGGGACAUCAUAGAUAUACCAAAGAAGGGAGUGGCUGGGCUGAGGUUGGACUGUGAGGCUAACACUGUCAACCUGGCAAGAGAGAGCUCCGCUGAUGGUGCAGACAGCACACCGACCCCAGGGGCUGCGGCUGUGCAGCCUCUGGCAUCCAUCCCUGCGAGGCCCCUGCCGUCACUAGAUGGUCAGCUGAUGAGUCCUUCAACGCCAUCGCCUGAUGCAAGCAAUUCCCUAGAGAACUCUUUUGCCCACUUGCAAAUAAACGGAGACAGUAUGGCUGAAAGGAGUCAUAGGGGAGAGGGAGAAGAAGACCACGAAUCGUCAUCUUCUGGGAGGGUGCCAGCCCCCGACACCUCCGUUGAGGAGACCGAAUCGGAUGCUAGCAGCGAUAGCGAGGAUGUGUCUGCCCACCUUCAGCAACGCCCGUCGUCUGUCCAGCAGAGACACUUGAGUGCAAACGCAAGCCAGGCAGGAGCGGAUAGACCAGUGGCAGGAGGCGGGGUGGUAAACUCAAGUGUAAGAUCUAGAAGGCCAGAUGGACAGUGCACAGUCACUGAAGUUUAAAUCAAGAGCCAUGCGAUUAAAAACUCGGUCCUGUAUCUGUAAAUUUUCUGUCCACAUUGGCAUUGCACUCAAACCUAGCAGUGUGUUUGGUGGGAGGGUGGGGUGAAGGGGAGAAACAGAUUUGGCCUGUUUAACUUAAGUCUCUUAACAUGUCUCAGCUGGAAGACUCUAACUGUAGGAAACUGGGUUGUCCUGUUAAUGGUUUGAAAGCUGCUUAGCAAUACCCAGUUUUCUUGAAAAUGUCUUGUGUUUAUUUUGUAGCAUUUUCCCCUUGGAAAUACUCGAUCCCUUUUUGGCCAAUGUAUAUCUACUGUACAACUUGAAUUGUCUUCAUUAUCUGACUGUUGCAUUAAGUGUCUUACUACUUUCUGCAUGGAUUGAUGUAUGAAAAGAACACUAAAGCAAUGUGGGAGCAGGCAAGAUGUUGGGUGUGAGCAGGGUGCUUAAUUUAAUGUGAGAAAAUAGAUGUGAGUUUGGAGUUAAAAGUGUGUUUUUACUAGACAAGAGCAAUCAUUUACCUUCCUUCAAUGGAAAUGUAAAAAUGCUGUUAACUUUUGUUGCAAAUUCUUACCUAUAAACUCUUCAUGGCAUUUUCACUAGCUUUGCCAUCUAGUCCUUGUAGUUUUGUUUUUGAGGUCUUUCUUGAUCUGUCUUGUUUUUGUUACGGAAUUUAUAAUUUAAUAAAACUACAUUUUAUCAGUAACAAU
This is a messenger RNA of Cariama cristata (Red-legged seriema), 1931 nucleotides long. It is a transcript of the gene RNF146, whose product is annotated as ring finger protein 146. Gene Ontology annotation, molecular function: ubiquitin protein ligase activity; poly-ADP-D-ribose binding; zinc ion binding. Gene Ontology annotation, cellular component: cytoplasm; nucleus. The transcript is spliced from 2 exons. Lineage: Eukaryota; Metazoa; Chordata; Aves; Cariamiformes; Cariamidae. The coding region runs from base 166 to 1224 and encodes 352 amino acids. The record is from RefSeq and is a predicted model, not a curated record. Gene Ontology annotation, biological process: ubiquitin-dependent protein catabolic process; Wnt signaling pathway.